AAAGGCCUUUUCAAAAUUCAUUUCAUGAACGGGUAUAGUGAUAGACGGUUCUGAGGCCACUGAACUGAAAUUAAUAUAUGACAGCUGAACUGAUUUGAAGCUCCUUUUUCACCGAAAUACAUCUUGGAAGAGACACGUUGGGAAAGAACAAUCCAGGAUGCAGAUUUUCGUGAAGACCCUUACGGGCAAGACCAUCACCCUUGAGGUCGAGCCAUCCGACACCAUUGAAAAUGUCAAGGCCAAGAUCCAGGACAAGGAAGGAAUUCCCCCAGAUCAACAACGUUUAAUCUUCGCCGGAAAGCAGCUGGAAGAUGGCCGCACCCUGUCAGACUACAACAUCCAGAAGGAGUCUACCCUCCAUCUGGUGCUGCGUCUCCGUGGUGGUAUCAUUGAGCCAUCUCUGCGUAUCCUGGCCCAGAAGUACAACUGCGACAAAAUGAUCUGCCGCAAGUGUUACGCCCGUCUGCACCCGAGGGCCACUAACUGCCGGAAGAAGAAGUGUGGCCACACCAACAAUCUGCGCCCAAAGAAGAAGCUGAAGUAAUCUAUUCGUUCGGUUCUUGGAGGUGUCUCGCUUCAAUUUGCUGAUUCUUUGUUCCGUGUUCAGAAGAUACGGUGUGUUUGUGAUCAAGUGAAUUGAAGUCGCAUUGGAUUAAAAUUAAAUAAAAGUUGAUCAACACGGAAUGAAUAA
This is a messenger RNA of Armigeres subalbatus, 691 nucleotides long. RefSeq names its product ubiquitin-ribosomal protein eL40 fusion protein (gene RpL40). Gene Ontology annotation, biological process: protein ubiquitination; modification-dependent protein catabolic process; translation. The record is from RefSeq and is a predicted model, not a curated record. Lineage: Eukaryota; Metazoa; Arthropoda; Insecta; Diptera; Culicidae. Gene Ontology annotation, molecular function: RNA binding; protein tag activity; ubiquitin protein ligase binding. Gene Ontology annotation, cellular component: ribosome; nucleus; cytoplasm. The transcript has 2 exons. The coding region runs from base 158 to 544 and encodes 128 amino acids.